Messenger RNA from Dendrobium catenatum, 1211 nucleotides. RefSeq lists its product as uncharacterized. The coding region runs from base 161 to 880 and encodes 239 amino acids. The transcript has a single exon. The record is from RefSeq and is a predicted model, not a curated record. Lineage: Eukaryota; Viridiplantae; Streptophyta; Magnoliopsida; Asparagales; Orchidaceae.
GUUUGGAGUUGCAUCGUUGACACCAACGGCUCUGACCGUCCGAGGAAUCCUUGGCCGCCCGACGAGAUCGGCUCAGAUGCAGUAGCCCGUAGAUUCUUAAGGCGUUAUACUGAGCCCAAGGAAUGACAUAAGCUAAACUACACCGUCAACUGGUUAUAUUAUGAAGCCGCGGGCAGAAAAUGGGGGGAAAGAAGGCAAGAAGCGACUGGCCAUGGCGGAGGACGGUACCACAACGAUAAGAUCACCUUCCUCCUCCAUCCACAAAAACACCUCUCCCUUCUCCUCUUCGUUCCGCUUUCUCCGCUUCGCCGACCACUCAAAUUCUUCUCCGACUCCUGACAACCACUUCGAUCUCGAUGAAUGCGACGUUGUUUGGGCACCGGACGUUAAAUCUGAUCCUUCAUCCGGCGGUGGAAACUGGCCAAUCUCCAACCGGCCAGGUUCCGGCGACAGCGACUCCAGCAUCCGGCGCCGCUCUUUCCAGCCGGGGAGAUUUGGGCUCUCGGCUGCCCUAGCGGAGGAAGGUGAGCAACCGGUGUACAAACGGCGACCGGCAAUCAAAGUGCCAGCGGGGAGACCGGAGGCGGAGGAGACAAGUACGAUAUUCCAUCAGUCGGCGCCGGUGAAUGUGCCGACGUGGCCGAGUGGGAUGAGGAAACCUGUUGGAGCGUUGAUUGAGGUGGAUGACGAUGACGAGGAAGGCGAGGCGGAUGAUGAGAUGCUACCGCCGCACUUGAUUGUGAAGAGAUCGCACGCGACGUCGUUCUCUGUGUUCGAGGGAGUGGGGAGAACCCUGAAGGGAAGGGAUCUCCGACGGGUGCGGAACGCCGUAUUUCGGAAGACGGGCUUUCUCGAUGAAUCUGAAUCCCUCAAGCUGUAAGCUAUGUCUCUUGAUGGAUUGCUGUUAUUUUCGUGAAUAUGGAUAUUAUUUUUAGACGUGGGGGAGGAAAUAAGGAAGCCGCGGCUCUGGUAUGUAGGAUUUUCCCCCACGAUCCAUUUAUUUCUCCUUUUUAUUUCUCUGGACGUUCUUAGAAGUUUGAAUAUUUGGUGGAUGGAUAUGUUGUCAAUCCUGGAAGUAUAUUUAUGUAUAUGUUGUUUGGAGGGAUUGAUGAUUUGGGAGCUAUGAUGCUGGAAUUGGAUUUUUUAUGUUCCUGGUUACUACUGCUGUCUAUAAAGUUUUAAAGAUCUUAUUUAUUUAAGAUGUGUUGUUG